UCUCUGGCUGUGCAACAUUCACAGGAUCAGUGACUCUCUUCUCUUCUCUUUGCUCUCCAGCUGCCGAUUCACGAAGUCUUCUGGGCCCCCGUCCACUCUGCUGCUGACCAGCCUACUCACUUGUGCUGAGCCUUUCUGCAGGCUUUCCCCUAGCCUCUGUUGGACCCUGAGAAGUGGGAGUCAGUCCAGCUGGAGAAGAAAACCCUCUCAUGCUAACCUUGCAGACCCCAGAGGGUCCCGUGAGGGUGCUGAGAUGGCCAAUGAGAAUCACGGCAGUCCCCGGGAGGAAGCAUCCUUGCUGAGUCACUCUCCUGGUACCUCCAGUCAGAGCCAGCCCUGUUCUCCAAAGCCAGUCCGCCUGGUACAGGACCUCCCAGAGGAGCUUGUGCAUGCUGGCUGGGAGAAGUGCUGGAGCCGGAGGGAGAAUCGUCCCUACUACUUCAACAGAUUCACCAACCAGUCCCUGUGGGAGAUGCCUGUGCUGGGCCAGCACGACGUGAUUUCGGACCCUUUGGGGCUGAAUGCGACCCCACUGCCCCAAGACUCAAGCUUGGUGGAAACCCCCCCGGCUGAGAACAAGGUCAGAAAGAGGCAGCUCUCGGAAGAGCAGCCAAGCGGCAAUGGUGUGAAGAAGCCCAAGAUUGAAAUCCCUGUGACACCCACAGGCCAGUCAGUGCCUAGUUCCCCCAGCAUCCCAGGAACCCCAACCCUGAAGAUUUGGGGAGCAUCCCCUGAAGAUAAACAGCAGGCCGUUCUCCUCCGACCAACCGAGGUGUACUGGGACCUGGACAUCCAGACCAAUGCUGUCAUCAAACAUCGGGGGCCUUCAGAGGUACUACCCCCGCAUCCAGAAGUGGAGCUGCUCCGCUCUCAGCUCAUCCUGAAGCUUCGGCAGCACUACCGGGAGCUGUGCCAGCAGCGAGAAGGCAUUGAUCCUCCUCGGGAAUCUUUCAACCGCUGGAUGCUAGAGCGCAAGGUGGUAGACAAAGGGUCUGACCCCUUGUUGCCUAGCAACUGUGAACCAGUCGUGUCUCCUUCCAUGUUUCGAGAAAUCAUGAACGACAUUCCCAUCAGGUUAUCCCGAAUCAAGUUCCGGGAGGAAGCCAAGCGCCUACUUUUUAAAUACGCAGAGGCUGCCAGACGGCUUAUCGAGUCCAGGAGUGCUUCCCCUGACAGUAGGAAGGUGGUCAAGUGGAAUGUGGAAGAUACCUUCAGCUGGCUUCGGAAGGACCACUCAGCCUCCAAGGAGGACUACAUGGACCGCCUAGAGCACCUGCGGAGGCAGUGUGGUCCCCAUGUGUCAGCUGCAGCCAAGGAUUCUGUAGAAGGCAUCUGCAGUAAGAUCUAUCACAUCUCCCUGGAGUAUGUCAAACGGAUCCGAGAGAAGCACCUGGCCAUCCUCAAGGAAAACAACAUUCCAGAGGAGGUGGAAGCCCAUGAGGUGGACCCUCGUCUGGUAUACUGCUAUCCAUUGCGACUGGCUGUGCCUGCACCCCCCAUGCCCAGUGUGGAGAUGCACAUGGAGAAUAGCAUGGUCUGCAUCCGGUACAAGGGAGAAAUGGUCAAGGUCAGCCGCAACUACUUCAGCAAGCUGUGGCUCCUUUACCGCUACAGCUGCAUUGACGACUCGGUCUUUGAGAGGUUUCUGCCCCGGGUCUGGUGCCUUCUCCGACGGUACCAGAUGAUGUUUGGCGUGGGCCUCUAUGAGGGGACUGGCCUUCAGGGGUCAUUGCCUGUGCACGUCUUUGAGGCCCUCCAUCGACUCUUCGGCGUCAGCUUCGAGUGCUUCGCCUCACCUCUCAACUGUUACUUCCGCCAGUACUGUUCUGCCUUCCCUGAUACAGAUGGCUACUUCGGCUCCCGCGGGCCCUGCCUGGACUUUGCCCCACUGAGUGGUUCCUUUGAGGCCAACCCUCCAUUCUGCGAGGAGCUCAUGGAUGCUAUGGUCUCUCACUUUGAGAAACUGCUGGAGAGCUCAUUGGAGCCCCUGUCCUUCAUCAUAUUCAUCCCUGAGUGGCGGGAACCCCCCACACCAGCGCUCACCCGCAUGGAGCAGAGCCGCUUCAAACGCCACCAGCUAGUCCUGCCCGCCUUUGAGCAUGAGUACCGCAGUGGCUCUCAGCAUGUGUGCAAGAAGGAGGAAAUGCACUACAAGGCUGUCCACAACACGGCCGUGCUCUUCCUACAGAAUGACCCUGGCUUUGCCAAGUGGGGGCCGACGCCUGAGCGGCUGCAGGAGCUAAACACCGCUUACCGGCAGUCAGGCCGAAGCCAUGGCUCCAGCUCUUCCUCCUCAUCCUCUUCAGAGGCCAAGGACCGGGACUCUAGCCGCGAGCAGGGCCCUAGCCACGAGCCUCACCCAACUUAACGUACCCUGUGGGGAGGAGGAGCCCCAGGGGUGCUCUUAUGGACUGCUGGGACUCAGGCUUCUGGAGGAGGAGUGAACUCCAGGACUCUCCCCUGGGUUGGCAGCAGGACUUGGGCUGCCACUGACAUAGGAAUAUUAUGGCCCUGCCAGGGCUCCCCCUCCCUGCCUCUUUCCCCAUGUCCCACCUCAGACUCAAUGUAAGUCCUUUGUAAAUAGGCCCAGUCCCUUCCCAACCCCACACUGACCUUCUUGCCACCUUGUUUCAUUUGUAAAAGGAAAUACAUAACCCCCCCUAAGAAUGUCUUGAGGAUCUUGAGGAAGAGAAGG
Molecule: messenger RNA, 2695 nt
Organism: Fukomys damarensis (Damara mole-rat)
Lineage: Eukaryota; Metazoa; Chordata; Mammalia; Rodentia; Bathyergidae
Gene: Pcif1
Product: PDX1 C-terminal inhibiting factor 1
Exons: 16
Coding region: 254-2368 (704 amino acids)
Cellular component (GO): nucleus
Molecular function (GO): RNA polymerase II C-terminal domain binding; mRNA (2'-O-methyladenosine-N6-)-methyltransferase activity
Source: RefSeq, a predicted model, not a curated record